AGAUGGGGACGGUGAAAUGAUGGGCGGUGAGAUUGGGCGAUCGCUCCCCGGCUCUCUCUCUCUCUCUCUCUCGCCGUCGUCGUCAAUCGUGAUUGUUGACGAAAUUUCCAUGCCUCCUGCUAAAUAAAGUAACUACAUGCCUUUGAUAAUAAUAGCGGCGUCGGCAUUGUUCCCUCUUUGUAAGAUGCUGAGCUCAUUCCACACCCAUGUGUGUGGGAAUGGGAGUCGGGAGUCGGGGCGGAUACCCAUAUGCAACGCUUGCGCAAUCAUCUCAUUCCGUCCAAGAAGGACAUGCUUUAAAAGCAACCUGACCAAACCCUUUGUUUCACACAUCCAAUCGAUUGGUCGCGCCUAGAUUGGGCGAUCUCUCCGUCGUGCAACCCUCCCAAUUCCAAAAAGCACUGUAAAGUCUUCCGCGCCGACCGGG
This is a messenger RNA of Aplosporella prunicola CBS 121167, 427 nucleotides long. RefSeq lists its product as uncharacterized. The record is from RefSeq and is a predicted model, not a curated record. Bases 137 to 355 code for a protein of 72 amino acids. NCBI's taxonomy places the organism in Eukaryota, Fungi, Ascomycota, Dothideomycetes, Botryosphaeriales, Aplosporellaceae. The transcript has a single exon.